AGCCGCUGCAAUAAAGUCCUUCCGGGGGCGGGGUUUCUUUCUCUUUCGUGUCGGCCAUUACAGCAAGCGCGAGGUCCUUGUGACUGUAACCAAAAUUCAAAAUGCAGAACGACUCCGGUGAAUUUGUGGACUUGUACGUUCCUCGUAAAUGUUCUGCCAGCAACCGAAUCAUUGGCGCCAAGGACCAUGCCUCCAUCCAGAUGAAUGUUGCAGAGGUUGACAAGACAACAGGCAGAGUGACUGGCCAUUUCCAGACCUAUGCGAUCUGUGGCAGCAUUCGUAGGAUGGGUGAAUCUGAUGAUGCCAUUCUCAGGCUGGCAAAAAACGAUGGCAUUGUUUCAAAGAACUUCUAAAUGCGGAAACCUUUGAAAUGAACCUUUGUAGAGAAAAAUAAAAUGUU
Messenger RNA from Nanorana parkeri, 400 nucleotides. RefSeq names its product ribosomal protein S21 (gene RPS21). Gene Ontology annotation, biological process: endonucleolytic cleavage to generate mature 3'-end of SSU-rRNA from (SSU-rRNA, 5.8S rRNA, LSU-rRNA); endonucleolytic cleavage in ITS1 to separate SSU-rRNA from 5.8S rRNA and LSU-rRNA from tricistronic rRNA transcript (SSU-rRNA, 5.8S rRNA, LSU-rRNA); translation. The transcript is spliced from 6 exons. The record is from RefSeq and is a predicted model, not a curated record. The coding region runs from base 102 to 353 and encodes 83 amino acids. Gene Ontology annotation, molecular function: structural constituent of ribosome. Gene Ontology annotation, cellular component: cytosolic small ribosomal subunit; ribosome. Lineage: Eukaryota; Metazoa; Chordata; Amphibia; Anura; Dicroglossidae.